AUGCUUUCUCGACUUUCCGUGCAAGCGGCUCGCGCCGCGUCCGCAAUUCGAACCCAUCAAAUUCCCGGAACCAGAGUGAGGAACAUUCAAUUUUUUUUCAAAUUUCCACCAAAUCUCGUUCAGCUUCCACUCGCCAAAUACGGUGGUCGACACACGGUUUGCGCCCUUCCGGGAGACGGAAUCGGACCCGAGAUGAUCGCCCAUAUACGCAAUAUUUUCGCUUUUUGUCACGUAGGCCCGGUUUUCAAACAUAUUAAGGACGAAAAAACAGUAUUUUAGGCGCCGAUAAAUUUCGAAGAAGUCCAAGUUUCGUCGUCGUUGUUGGACGGAGAUAUGGAGGCGGCGCUGCUGGCGAUCGAGAGAAAUGGAGUUGCGAUCAAGGUUUGGAAACUUUUGUUGUUGUUGUUUUAUUGAAAACCUCAAAUUCGCUAUUAGGGUAACAUUGAAACGAAGCACGACGAUCCGCAAUUCACAUCGCGAAACGUCGAACUGCGAACCCGACUGGAUCUCUACGCAAACAUCCUUCAUUGCGUCACAAUUCCGACCGUACCGUCCCGGCAUACGGUAGGACUACGGUAGAAGUACUGUAGAAUACAUAUUCUCAAACUUUCAGGGAAUUGAUAUUGUUCUCAUUCGCGAGAACACCGAAGGAGAAUACUCGGGAUUGGAGCACGAAACGGUGCCCGGAAUUGUGGAGAGCAUCAAGGUACGGUGGGAAGAGUAUUGUGUCCAUCUACAAUAAUCCUAAUUUGUAGAUUGUGACCCGUGAAAAGAUCGAACGAAUCUCAAGAAUGGCAUUCGAGUACGCAAAAGCCAAUGGAAGGAAGAAGGUGACCGCAGUCCACAAGGCCAACAUUCAGAAACUCGGAGACGGUCUUUUCUUGAAGGUGAGAUUUGACACCUUUUUCUUCAAACGCUCUUAGAAAAUAAUUUGAGUGUUUUGCAGGUGGUGCGUGAGAUGUCGGAAGAGUACAAGGACAUCAAAUUCGAGGCGAUGAUCGUGGAUAACGCGUCGAUGCAACUCGUGUCCCGCCCGCAGCAGUUCGACGUGAUGGUCAUGCCGAAUCUGUACGGAAACAUCAUCUCGAACAUUGCGUGCGGCCUCGUCGGCGGGCCCGGACUCGUGUCCGGAAUGAACCUGGGCGACAAGUUCGCCGUGUUCGAGACGGGCACCCGCAACACGGGAACUUCCUUGGCCGGCAAGGACCUCGCCAAUCCGACGGCGUUCAUUCGCGCCAGUGUAGACAUGCUCCGCUAUUUGGGGUGUCAUUAUCAUGCCAAUAUCAUUUCUGACGCACUUUGGAAGGCUCUCGUCGAACAGCAAAUUCACACAGUCGACAUUGGGGGACAGAACUCGGUCAGUGUGCCUUGCGCCUUAUGGGGUUAUUCAGGCUGUAAAAAAAUAAUUUUUUUACGUCAAAAAACCCAAUUCAGCGGGGUAAAAAAACGAAAAAAACGGAAAACAAACAGACGCUGAAUAGCCCCAAUAAAAAAUUUGAAGAAAACCCGUAAUUUUGCAAUUUCAGGGAAGCGACGUCGUCAAUGCAACUCUUCAGAAUAUCGCAAAACUGAUGGAUGAGCAACCGAAUCAUUAA
Messenger RNA from Caenorhabditis sp. 36 PRJEB53466, 1595 nucleotides. The record is from the annotation of a GenBank genome assembly. Lineage: Eukaryota; Metazoa; Nematoda; Chromadorea; Rhabditida; Rhabditidae.